AUGCUAAGGAACCGAAAUCCGGAGAAGCAGAAGAGAGAAGUGAUUGCCGCCCGCUCCGCGGCACAGCUCGGGGGGGCCGGGCCGCUGGGCGGGUUCCGUGUCAGGGCGCUCGGAGUGUCUGAUGGAUUUCUUUUUUUUUCCCUUGAUGAUCUAGGAGUGGGUUUUGCAACACGGCAGGUGGGGAAUGUGACUAAACCCACUGUGAUUAUCAGCACCGAGGGGGACAAAGUAGUGAUCAGGACUCAAAGCACUUUCAAAAACACAGAAAUCAGCUUUAAACUUGGAGAGGAAUUUGAUGAAACUACCCCCGAUGACAGAAACUGCAAAUCAGUUGUGACCCUGGAUGGAGACAAGCUAGUGCAUGUACAGAAAUGGGACGGGAAAGAGACAAACUUUGUGAGAGAAAUCAAGGAUGGAAAAAUGGUAAUGACUCUCACCUUUGGUGAUGUGGUUGCUGUUCGCCAUUAUGAGAAAGCGUAGAGUUUACCUGACCUCUGUCCAGAUGUUACUUCUGCUGGAUGGAUUAACAUACUGUCCAUAAUCGAACGUAGCUAAAAUGCACAUUUCUGGCAUGAAAGGUUAAUAAAGAGUUUGAGGGAGGUGUGGGGUUUUUUUUUAAAAAAGAACAACUUUAUGCCAUCAAAUUGGCAAGCUUGUGCUGUAUAGUGAAAUAGGUUAAACUUGGCAUUAAAUUUCUGAAACACUUGCCUUGCCUUUUUUUUUUAACAGUAAAUGGAACAUAUUUGAAUUGUUUUUGAAUGCUGAUGAAACAGAAAUUAAAAACUUUUUUAAACCUGUG
This is a messenger RNA of Nestor notabilis (Kea), 799 nucleotides long. It is a transcript of the gene FABP7, whose product is annotated as fatty acid binding protein 7, brain. The transcript has 4 exons. Gene Ontology annotation, cellular component: nucleus; cytosol. NCBI's taxonomy places the organism in Eukaryota, Metazoa, Chordata, Aves, Psittaciformes, Psittacidae. Gene Ontology annotation, biological process: fatty acid transport. Gene Ontology annotation, molecular function: fatty acid binding. The record is from RefSeq and is a predicted model, not a curated record. Bases 1 to 480 code for a protein of 159 amino acids.